Messenger RNA from Scophthalmus maximus (turbot), 2152 nucleotides. It is a transcript of the gene casq1b, whose product is annotated as calsequestrin 1b. The coding region runs from base 335 to 1654 and encodes 439 amino acids. Gene Ontology annotation, molecular function: calcium ion binding. NCBI's taxonomy places the organism in Eukaryota, Metazoa, Chordata, Actinopteri, Pleuronectiformes, Scophthalmidae. Gene Ontology annotation, cellular component: sarcoplasmic reticulum lumen. Gene Ontology annotation, biological process: regulation of skeletal muscle contraction by regulation of release of sequestered calcium ion. The record is from RefSeq and is a predicted model, not a curated record. The transcript is spliced from 12 exons.
CGGUCCUCCGCCACACUGAGCUCCUCACACACCCGACGGCCACCGUCCCUCCUCAUGGCCACGCCGUGACUCCUCCCACAUCGCCGCCCGUCGGCCCUUCUGAGCUCUGGGCGUGUGCCCCGCCCCUUCCUGUGGGCAUCGACCACGUGCAGCUCUUUUUAAAGCCGGGUGUCGCGGCGGGACCUGCUCUUCUCUCGCCGUGGGGUCAGGAAGCCCCCACUCUGUUCCCCACUCUCCUCAGCUCGCGUCAGGGACGACGUUCAACCUCUCCAGCUGAUUCGUUUCACCUCCGACCUCGCAGACACAGUUCAGGAGGCAGCGUGCGGCGAAAACCAUGAAGUGGGGCUGGGUGUUUCUGGGGGUCCUCCUGUCGUUGGGGACCCUGUCCUGGGGGGACAAAGGCUUGGAGAUCCCCGAGUACGACGGCAAAGACCGCGUCCACGCCCUCAGCGCCAAGAACUACAAGUCCGUCAUGAAGCGCUACGACGUGAUGGUGAUCUACUACCACAGGAACGUGGACGGGAGCCGCAGCGCCACCAAGCAGUUCCAGAUCGAGGAGCUGGCUCUGGAGUCGAUCACAAGUCAAGCAGCGAAUAUCUUUCAGCUCGCAGCUCAAGUCCUGGAUGAUCUGGACGAUGAGGACAUCGGCUUCGGUCUGGUGGAUGAAAAGAAAGACUCUUCUGUGGCCAAGAAGUUGGGUCUGGACGAGGUGGAGAGCAUCUACAUCUUCGCCGACAACGAGAUCAUCGAGUACGACGGAGAGCUGGCCUCUGACACGCUGGUGGAGUUCCUCUAUGACGUGAUCGAAGAGCCGGUGGAGAUCAUCGACAACGAGCGAGAGCUGAAGGGCUUCCACAACAUCGACGAGGUCAUCAAGCUGGUCGGAUACUUCAAGAGCGAGAAAUCUCCUCACUUCAUCGAGUUCGAUGACGCUGCUGAGGAGUUUCACCCCUUCGUCAAAUUCUUUGCCACGUUUGACCCCAAGAUCGCCAAGAAGCUGAAGCUGAAGAUGAACGAAGUGGAUUUCUACGAGCCGUUCAUGGAGGAACCCGACACCAUUCCAGGGAAACCGUACAUCGAGUCGGAGCUGGUGGAAUACAUCGAACAGCACGACAGGCCGACUCUGAGGAAGCUGGAGCCUCACAGCAUGUAUGAGAUCUGGGAGGACGACAUCAAUGGAGAGCACAUUGUUGCCUUCGCUGAGGAAGAUGACCCUGACGGUUAUGAAUUCCUGGAAAUCUUGAAGGAGGUGGCACGUGAGAACACCAACAACCCGAACCUCAGCAUCAUCUGGAUCGACCCCGACAAUUUCCCUCUGCUGGUGCCAUACUGGGAGAGGACUUUCCACAUCGACCUCUCCGAGCCUCAGAUCGGAGUCGUGGAUGUUGAGGAUGCCGACAGCGUGUGGAUGGAGAUGGACGACCAGGAUGACAUGCCCACGGCUGACGAGCUGGAGCGCUGGGUCGAGGAUGUUCUGUCUGGGAAGAUUGACCCAGACGAUGAUGAUGAUGACGAUGAAGAUGAUGAUGACGACGACGACGAUGAAGAUGAUGAUGACGACGACGACGACGACGAAGAUGACAACGACGACGACGAUGAAGAUGACGAUGAAGAUGACGACGACGAUGAUGACGACGAUGACGAAGAUGAAUAAAUGUUUCCUACAGUCUCCCUCCAUGAUGAUUGAGUAACGUGGCUAUGAAACCAGAAGUAGACGCAGUUUUUUGUCUGUUUGCCUCCUGUUCGGAUUCCUGUGGGAAACGUUCACUGUCAAUUAGCGAAGGAGGUUUUCACAGAAGCGGAGGAUUUUAAUCUCUGUGGACGAAACAGUGACUGGGAGCAGAGAUGCUAACGCAGGCCAAAACAUGCUAACACAUGCUAACACAUGCUAACUUCACUCAGACUUUUUCUACCUAAUGCCAAAGCUUCUCUCCACUUAACUGUAAUCUUAGUUUACUUUAAUCCUAGUUUACUCUAAUCCUGUUUCAAUGACACGUUUUCUACUUGAUGAGGAGAAGAAACAAAUUCUUUCUUGUACUAUUUUAAAAAGGAAUGAACUCACUGGACAGUCUUAACUACUGAGACCAGAUCGUAGAAUAAUACAAUAUCGUUUGUUUCUGCUCUCAUAUUAAAAACCACAUUUACAAACAAA